CGAGCCAUCUGGAUCGGUGCCGAGGUCUUGUCAGACACCAAACCAUCAGUACUGACGAGACCCUCAAGAUAAAUGAAGCGGUCGAUGCGUUCACUACCUAUUCUUAAAUCAGGCGAUGGAACACGCCAGUCCUGAAACAAAGUCUUGCAUUUCGAGGGAGAUAGCCGCAUCCCAAACAUGCUUGCAUUGUUGCUUAAAGUGGUCAGAGGAAUGCAUUUUGUUAGCGUCUUCAUCAAACAGAACUAUAUCGUCCGUGUAUUUUAAGUCAGCAAGUGAAUCUGCCGGAAGAUUAAUCCCUGAGAAGUCAGAUGAUGAAAGUGUUAUCUCUAAAAGCAUGUCCAUGACAAAGUUAAAUAAAAAUGAGGAAAGUGGACAACCACUUGAAGUAACCAAUUUCGACGACAGCUCGCCGUAAUUGAAACGCCUUAAUGCUAUCAUACCCCUCUACAGUCAGAGUUAUGACUUCACACUCAGAUCUAAAGUUGCUUACCGUUCUCCAACCGACUUCUUA
Schistosoma intercalatum is the source of this 511-nucleotide messenger RNA. The record is from the annotation of a GenBank genome assembly. Lineage: Eukaryota; Metazoa; Platyhelminthes; Trematoda; Strigeidida; Schistosomatidae.